UCGCAAUCUUGAUAUUGAUCUUGAUCUUGUCUUGAUCUUGCCCUCUCCAUCUUCUUGAUCAGAGCUCGACCUCUAUACACAAUGGCGCCCGCACUCCAAAUAUCUAUCCCGACAACGUCAACGGGCGAAGAAGGCGGCAAGGCCUACACCCGCUAUCACAUCCAGCUUGCGCUCCCUAUUCGCACCCAUGAGACGCUCAAACGCUACUCGGACUUCACGACCCUCCACGACAACUUGGUCUCCCAAACCGGCGCCGCACCUCCUGUCUCUUUGCCGCCGAAAUCCUGGCUCCGUCGCACCGUCGACAACCCGACUUUGACCGAACAACGCCGCCGCGGUCUUGAAGCCUACGUACGAGCCAUCGUCGACGCCCAAGAUGCACGCUGGCGCUCCUCCACCGUAUGGCGCCACUUCCUCUCAUUACCCCAAGACGACAAGGCCUCAAGGUUACAACAACAAAAUGACUCUGUCACCGACCCCUCCGCAUGGCUAGACCUCCACCGCGACGUCAAGAACCAACUCCACACUGCAAGGCAACUGCUCAAGAAGCGAGACGCCGCAGCCACAGCACAAGAACAACACGCCAUUUCCGCAGACGCAAAAGCAAAUCUAGUCCGCGCAGCAACCGGUCUAGCCCGCCUCGACGACGCCCUCACCAAACUCUCAAAAAGGCCCAAAGACUCCUCCGACGACGAUGGCGGAUGGGACCAAUCCUCCCUAGGCGAACGCGAACUCCGCCGCAGAGGUGACAUGCUGGCCUCUGCCCGCGCCGAAACCGAAACUUUAGAAAGCACUCUCAAAUCUCUAGUCGUCAAACCUCAAGGCAGCAUGCUCUCCGCCUCCACCUUCGCCGCCUCAGCGUCCGAAACAGACAAACGCGCCCUCUGGGGCGACACCCCCACUGCAACUGCUAGAUCCUCCCGCCGCGUUCUAGGUGGCCCAGCCCAAGAAACUGAUCGCACGCGCGAAUUAGACAACCAAGGUGUCUUGCAAUUACAAAAACAAGUCAUGGGUGAGCAAGAACAAGAUGUUCUUGAGAUCGGCAAAGCGGUGACGAGGAUGAAGGAGAUGGGAAUUAUGAUCAAUGAGGAAUUGGUCGUGCAGAAUGAGAUGUUGAGUAUGAUGGAUCAGGAUGUGGAUAGAGUGCAAGGGAAGAUCGAUGUCGCCAAGAAGAGGAUCAAGAAGAUUCACUGAGCGAGGAGAGAGAGAGAGAGAGGAGUCGUGUUUUCUGGUUUUGCGAUAGCACUUGGAUACCCUUUGUAAUUGUUCUUUUUGGUUUGUAUAGAGUAGCAUUUCAUCUGACCACCACUUUCUUCGUCA
This is a messenger RNA of Aureobasidium pullulans EXF-150, 1320 nucleotides long. RefSeq names its product Phox-like protein. Lineage: Eukaryota; Fungi; Ascomycota; Dothideomycetes; Dothideales; Saccotheciaceae. The record is from RefSeq and is a predicted model, not a curated record. Gene Ontology annotation, cellular component: intracellular membrane-bounded organelle. The coding region runs from base 82 to 1194 and encodes 370 amino acids. The transcript has a single exon. Gene Ontology annotation, molecular function: phosphatidylinositol binding.